AUGGUCAACACUCUGGGCUUGCUGCACGAUGCUGGCCUUAAGGAGGGCUUUCGGGUCCGCUCCCACAUACUGGAAGCUAUCGAUGGGGUCUCACAGUCCCUGGUUGAAUUAAAUGCACGUUACGGCGUACGGCCGUACCCCGAGUGGAAGAUUCCUCCAACAUCGGCACAGCACAUGAGGGUUCCACCCUCUUGGAAAGACUUCCUCACAUCAGGAGGGAUAGCAUCAACCUUGUCCCAUCUAGACGUGGCAGUACUGGUCCAUGCUAGGGCUUGGACUACUCCAACCAUCGUGGCUGAGGAUGAUUUCGAGCUUGUCUGCACCCCGGCUGAGUUCUGGGCACAUAUCAACCUCCUCUUGGGCGACGCUGAUACUGAGUCCCAACAGAGCGGUGUCCCAUGGGAUAUGAUCAUGCUCGGUUCGGGACGACAUCGAGAGGAUGUCUGUCCCCCCCGACCUAUCCCAUCUUCAAACGGCCGACUAGAUGUCGCUGGUUUUAGCUAUCUCACCACAAUGUACCUACUGUCCCCAUGCGGAGCCGGGAAGCUGUCUCAGGCACGGCCCCGCAUUUUGCAUGAUUGUGUAGUAUUCGACGACCUGCAUAAUAUCCUCGCCGGACUAUGUGCCGCAACACGACCCCAUCUGCACCAGAUCUACGAAGACGUCCGAUUGGUCUUGUUGGAUUCGGUCCGAAAGCUCGUCUGCCAGGAUCGCAGUGAUUGUGGGCACGACACUGAAGUCAACGCUGGGCCCCGGAAUAGAAGGGGCAGCCCUGACCUCUGCCUCCUCCCCCCGAAGGCACCGGAGCUACUACGGUAUUUUCGGAUCAUGUUGAAGGGGACCGGUCACUGCGUCCGAUGGCGGCGACGGACAGAAGUCGUUGGAAAGAUUGAGGACGAGCUUUGGGGGACCACAUUGGAGUUUGCGAGAGCUGGUAUUCCUCCAACCCAAAGAGCGAACAACGUUAUAGAAGAUGUCAUAAUUCCGUGUGCACUCCAGUGUUUUGUGUUGUGA
Perkinsus marinus ATCC 50983 is the source of this 1014-nucleotide messenger RNA. RefSeq lists its product as hypothetical. The record is from RefSeq and is a predicted model, not a curated record. Bases 1 to 1014 code for a protein of 337 amino acids. NCBI's taxonomy places the organism in Eukaryota, Perkinsozoa, Perkinsida, Perkinsidae. The transcript has 6 exons.